AUGUCGACCCUCUCAGCUUUGCGCAACUGGGAGGCCGAAAACAAUGUCAUCACCAUCGACCCGUUCCAAAAUGCCCUCUACAACCUGCCUAAUCCUCCCGCCUACAAGGCCUUGCAAAACGCCGCACCAUGGAAGAAAGAUCCCAACUAUUUUACUCACGUCCGCAUAUCUGCCCUCGCUCUCCUCAAAAUGACGACGCACGCCCGGUCCGGUGGCAGCAUCGAAAUCAUGGGCCUCAUGAUCGGUUAUGUCUCUGGUCGAUCUCUCGUCAUAACCGAUGCCUUCCGCCUGCCGGUCGAGGGGACGGAAACACGAGUCAACGCGCACGCUGACGCCGAUGAAUACAUGGUCAACUUCGGUAUUGCGUCCAGAGAAGGAGGAGGUCAGUUGGAAAAUGCGGUGGGAUGGUACCACUCACAUCCGGGCUAUGGUUGUUGGCUGUCAGGGAUAGAUGUUCACACUCAAAAGACACAUCAGAUGGUCAACGACCCCUUCGUGGCGGUGGUCAUUGACCCAGACCGGACCGUCUCCGCUGGCAAAGUCGAAAUUGGUGCAUUUAGGACAUACCCCGAUGGCCAUGUUCCGCAAGACAAACAAUUUACAGACGAAAGCGACGAGUAUCAAGCUAUUCCUCAGGAUAAGAUACAAGACUUCGGUGUUCAUGCCAAUUCUUACUAUCCCCUCGACAUUACUCACUACAAAUCAACUCUCGAUACACACCUACUCGGACUCUUGUGGAACAAGUACUGGACAUCCACUCUCUCGCAGUCACCGCUGUUUACCAAUCGCGACUACACAAACAAGCAGAUCGCCGACCAUGCAGUCAAGAUCAAGGCUGCGGUCAACAAACAGCGGACUGGUGCCAACAUGACCCGACGAGGCCAGGAGUUAGCUGGAACGGGGGACAAGAAUUUCAAGACUGUGAGGGAUGGUUCCAUGGAGCAGAUUGUUCGAGGCGGCAAUAAGAUAGCCACAGAAGAGAUGGCUGGCCUUUUAGCACAUGAGGUCAAGCAAAAAUUGUUCUGGGGAGUGGUGCAGGAAGCCAGCGAAAAGGCAGCUCAGCAAUCCGCCUAUUCGAUAACAGAAGUUCCUCUGGCAAGCAACGGCGGUUGA
This is a messenger RNA of Fonsecaea erecta, 1113 nucleotides long. RefSeq lists its product as hypothetical. The record is from RefSeq and is a predicted model, not a curated record. Gene Ontology annotation, biological process: protein deneddylation. Gene Ontology annotation, molecular function: metallopeptidase activity; deNEDDylase activity; protein binding. Gene Ontology annotation, cellular component: COP9 signalosome; cytoplasm. The transcript has a single exon. Bases 1 to 1113 code for a protein of 370 amino acids. NCBI's taxonomy places the organism in Eukaryota, Fungi, Ascomycota, Eurotiomycetes, Chaetothyriales, Herpotrichiellaceae.